ACUCCAUAAGUCCAUGGCAACAAAAUGAGAGGAUAUAUCGCGAAAUGAAGCAGAGACCAUGGUAAUUUCGACACGAAAAUCCUAUGGAAUUUUUUUAUAUUUAAAUAUAAGAAAAGAAAAAGAAAAAAAAAAAGUACUAAUAAAAAAGCUAAAAGAAAGGCGAAGUUGAAUGGCAGAAAAAAUCGAAGAUGAAGGUGAACCAAGCAACGGUGGGAAUGAGAGAUUACAUGUGUUUGAGAUCCAUUCUUUUGCUGUUUCUAAGUUUUCAAAGUUUCCUCCACAUUUCUCUCUCCCUAUAUAUAUGAUUAUUUAUUUACUUCUCAAAAACGAAAACACCCCCACUUCCAUUUUUUUUUUUUUUUUUUUUUUUUACUUAGGAAAUCAACAAAAAACAAAAACAAGCAUAAUAUACAGAUAGCUAUAUCAUCCCACCUUAAUCAUCAACAAACAAAUUCUUUUUUUUUUUUUUUUUGGUUAUUUUUUACCGGGGAAAUCAAAAAACAACAACAGCAUUAUUAACAAUAGCUAUUAAAGAAAAAAAACAAGGCAAAGAGAAAUUUCAAUAGCUAAAAGGAAAAAUGUCUUGGCAAACAUAUGUGGAUGACCAUUUGAUGUGUGACAUUGAUGGCCAGGGACAGCAUCUCACCGCCGCUGCCAUUAUCGGCCACGAUGGCAGUGUCUGGGCUCAGAGCGCUUCCUUCCCUCAGUUUAAGACAGAGGAGAUAACUGCGAUCAUGAAGGAUUUUGAUGAACCAGGUUAUCUUGCUCCUACAGGGCUACACCUUGGGGGCACAAAGUAUAUGGUUAUCCAGGGAGAACAGGGAGCUGUUAUCCGUGGAAAGAAGGGAUCUGGAGGUACCACCAUAAAGAAAACAGGGCAAGCUCUAGUUUUUGGCAUCUAUGAAGAGCCAGUGACUCCAGGACAGUGCAACAUGGUUGUUGAGAGGUUGGGGGAUUACCUCGUUGAUCAAGGCCUCUAGACCUAUCCAUGUCUAUCGUAUUUAAUUUUCAACCACUUGUUUUGGGAUACAAAUUUUUGGACUUCUCUCUUUCUGUCCUUUUUUUCCUUUUUUCUUUUUUUUUUUUUUUUUUUGGUUUGGUGGGGUUUUUGGUCCCAACUUAAGUAGCAUCUCCUUCACCAAAAGCCUUCAAAUGGCAUAGUGAAGUUGUUGCAGACAAUAACCAUGCCAGAACAUGAAACAGUUUUUUGGUGUUUGGUAAUUGUUUGAAUUUUUGCAGUA
Molecule: messenger RNA, 1241 nt
Organism: Ziziphus jujuba (common jujube)
Lineage: Eukaryota; Viridiplantae; Streptophyta; Magnoliopsida; Rosales; Rhamnaceae
Product: profilin-4
Exons: 3
Coding region: 579-980 (133 amino acids)
Cellular component (GO): cell cortex
Molecular function (GO): actin monomer binding
Source: RefSeq, a predicted model, not a curated record